This is a messenger RNA of Polypterus senegalus (gray bichir), 2112 nucleotides long. RefSeq names its product SUV3-like helicase (gene supv3l1). Gene Ontology annotation, biological process: RNA catabolic process; mitochondrial RNA 3'-end processing. NCBI's taxonomy places the organism in Eukaryota, Metazoa, Chordata, Cladistia, Polypteriformes, Polypteridae. Gene Ontology annotation, molecular function: ATP binding; RNA helicase activity. The record is from RefSeq and is a predicted model, not a curated record. The coding region runs from base 148 to 2112 and encodes 654 amino acids. Gene Ontology annotation, cellular component: mitochondrial degradosome. The transcript has 15 exons.
UUAGCCGUGUGUUGUGUACGGGUAGUGACGGUGUUGCCCUUCACGUGUUACGCUGCUUCACUUCAUGGAAAACGAAACAAUGUUGACUGACAGCUAGUUUGUUUGUUUUUUUUUUUCUUCGUUUUGAAAGGCGACCGAUUUUUCGCCAUGUCCUUAAAGAAUGGCGCUUUUUUGCUGUGUUUGUCUCGUUUACGGGCGGUCUCUCUCUAUGCUGCCGGCGUGUUGCACCAGUCUAAUAUGCGGUCAGCCGCUGCAGCGUGCCGGUGUUCGCUCGGUUCUGCUGUCAUAGAUCAAGCCCGGCAGUCAUCCUCCAGCAGCUCCGCCAAACCGCCCGAUACUUCUCUCUUUGUCCCCCUGCAGAUUAAAGCGCCUAGCAGUUUCGAGGGAGUAGUGGGAGCGGAGCUCACCAAGCCAUUAGACAAAGGUGAAGUUCUAAAAAUCCUUAACAAAUUCUACAAACGGAAAGAAAUGCAGAAACUGGCAUCUGACAGUGGCUUAGAUGCUCGUCUGUUCCAUCAAGCAUUUAUCAGCUUUAGAAAAUAUGUCUUAGAGUUGGAAUCCAUUGAUGCAGACCUCCAUAUAGUCCUAAGCGAUAUCUGCUGUGGUGCAGGUCAUCAAGAUGAUCUUUUCCCCUAUUUCAUGCGGCAUGCAAAACAAAUCUUUCCAAUGCUUGACUGCAUGGAUGAUCUUCGUAAAAUUAGUGAUUUAAGGUUACCAGCUAAUUGGUAUCCAGAAGCCAGAGCAAUUUUUCGCAAGAUUAUUUUUCACGCUGGGCCAACAAACAGUGGCAAGACGCAUCAUGCUAUUCAGAGAUUUUUAACUGCCAAGUCUGGAGUCUAUUGUGGUCCACUGAAGCUUCUGGCACACGAGAUAUUUGAGAAGAGCAGCAGUUCUGGUGUGCCAUGCGAUUUAGUGACAGGGGAGGAGCGGAUAUUUGUUGACCCAGAAGGAAGACCAUCCAACCAUGUGGCGUGCACUAUUGAAAUGUGCAGCGUCAACACUCCCUAUGAAGUUGCUGUUGUUGAUGAAAUCCAGAUGAUCAAAGAUCCUUCCAGAGGAUGGGCUUGGACAAGAGCUCUAUUAGGCCUGUGUGCUGAAGAGAUUCAUGUUUGUGGUGAAGCUGCUGCUGUCAAUUUCAUAACAGAACUUAUGUAUUCUACAGGAGAAGAAGUAGAGGUUAGAAACUACAAAAGACUAACUCCAAUUUCUAUAUUGGAUCAUGCUGUGGAGUCAUUGGAUAACUUGCACCCAGGAGAUUGUAUUGUCUGCUUUAAUAAAAAUGACAUUUACUCACUAAGCAGACAGAUCGAGGCUCGAGGACUGGAGUGUGCUGUAAUAUAUGGCAGUUUACCGCCAGGAACUAAAUUGGACCAGGCAAAGAAAUUCAAUGAUCCAAACGACUCCUGCAAGAUUCUUGUUGCUACUGAUGCAAUAGGAAUGGGACUGAACCUGAGCAUCAAAAGAAUAAUUUUUAAUUCUUUGGUGAAACCAUCUGUUAAUGAGAAAGGUGAGAAAGAAAUGGACACCAUCACCACCUCACAGGCCCUGCAGAUUGCAGGCAGAGCUGGUCGGUUUGCUUCCAGCUUUCAGGAUGGUGAGGUCACCACUAUGCACCGGGAUGACUUGCCUGUUCUUCGCGAGAUUCUAAAUCGGCCUGUUGACCCUGUUGAGAUUGCAGGCCUACACCCCACAGCCGAGCAGAUUGAAAUGUUUGCCUACCACCUCCCGGAGGCGACCCUAUCCAAUCUUAUUGAUAUUUUUGUUAGCUUGUCACAAGUCGAUGGCCUCUACUUUGUGUGCAAUGUAGAAGACUUCAAGUUCCUAGCAGACAUGAUUCAGCACAUUCCUCUGAACCUGAGAUCUCGAUAUGUAUUCUGCACAGCACCCAUUAAUAAAAAGCAGCCAUUCAUCUGCACGUCUUUUUUAAAGUUUGCCAGGCAGUUCAGCCGUGAUGAGCCUCUGACAUUUGAUUGGAUAUGCCGGCACAUCGGCUGGCCUGUGGCCACACCCAAGAACAUUAAAGACCUAGUGCACCUGGAAGCAGUUCAUGAUGUACUUGAUCUUUACCUUUGGCUAAGGUCCUUCCAUUAUGAAGGCAUCCCAGCCUGGUAA